Messenger RNA from Paramuricea clavata, 296 nucleotides. Lineage: Eukaryota; Metazoa; Cnidaria; Anthozoa; Malacalcyonacea; Plexauridae. The record is from the annotation of a GenBank genome assembly.
GGUAUUGGGAAAAUGUUGCUACGGACAAAUGUGUUGGAGCCAAAAAUGACGACUAUAAAGAGAUUAAGCACAGCGGACCAAGCAGAUUUAUUACUAAGAUGAAAUUGGUCCACAAAAAAGGUCAGAUUGGAUGCGCGUAUGGGCAUGAUUCAAAUUGGGGAUGCAUCAGUGCUCUCCUUACGGGGAUCAUCGUUACAGGUGUGAAAGAAACUACAGUAAGUGGAAAUCUUAAAAUUGAAACAGCCUUGAAUCUCACAACUACCGUAGUAAUUUUUACAACAUCUCAAAGUGGUUAA